AGAUUUCUAUUGACAAGUUCUUGAAUCUGGUGCAGCCAUCCAUGACAUUCAGUGAACCGUUCAACUGGUCAGGAUUUAUGAUGAACAUUCAAACAGUAAUCAAUGACUUCCCACAAAUGUUACAAGCCAUACAACUACCUGCAAGUAUUGAAACAUUCCUCGGCUUGAGGCAGAGCUUCAGUGACUUAGCUGCUGCCUGGGCAAGUGUACAGCUACCAGGCAUGUCCUCCGACCCAGUACAGGAUAUCACUAAUCUGCUCAUUCAGGCAAUGCCACUCGUCGAAGCAACCGAGUACUGGGAUGAGAUCAGACCUGUCCUGGA
Molecule: messenger RNA, 322 nt
Organism: Owenia fusiformis
Lineage: Eukaryota; Metazoa; Annelida; Polychaeta; Sabellida; Oweniidae
Source: the annotation of a GenBank genome assembly